Psilocybe cubensis is the source of this 468-nucleotide messenger RNA. RefSeq lists its product as uncharacterized. NCBI's taxonomy places the organism in Eukaryota, Fungi, Basidiomycota, Agaricomycetes, Agaricales, Agrocybaceae. Gene Ontology annotation, biological process: translation. The transcript has 6 exons. The coding region runs from base 1 to 468 and encodes 155 amino acids. Gene Ontology annotation, molecular function: structural constituent of ribosome. The record is from RefSeq and is a predicted model, not a curated record. Gene Ontology annotation, cellular component: cytosolic small ribosomal subunit; ribosome.
AUGGCUGACAUCCAAAUCGAAAAGGCGUACCAAAAGCAGGAUAUUUUCCUCAACACCAAAUCUCGUGGUGGCAAAAAGGUCUCCACCAAGGAGAAGCGCUGGUACAAGGAUGUCGGCCUUGGAUUCAAGACCCCAUCGGAGGCUAUCAACGGCACCUACGUUGACAAGAAAUGCCCCUUCACUGGUGACAUUUCAAUUCGCGGCCGUAUUCUUACAGGAAAGGUUGUUUCGACCAAAAUGAACCGAACCAUCAUCAUCCGUCGCGACUACCUCCACUACAUCCCCAAAUACAACCGUUACGAAAAGCGCCACAAGAACUUGGCCGCCCACUUGUCACCCGCUUUCCGUGUUGAGGUCGGUGAUGUUGUCACUGUCGGACAAUGCCGACCUCUAUCCAAGACUGUUCGUUUCAACGUCCUCCGGGUGGCGAAGAACAAGGCUGCCACUAAGACUUUUGGCAAGUUCUAG